Molecule: messenger RNA, 1504 nt
Organism: Prosopis cineraria
Lineage: Eukaryota; Viridiplantae; Streptophyta; Magnoliopsida; Fabales; Fabaceae
Product: probable WRKY transcription factor 69
Exons: 3
Coding region: 210-983 (257 amino acids)
Biological process (GO): regulation of DNA-templated transcription
Cellular component (GO): nucleus
Molecular function (GO): DNA-binding transcription factor activity; transcription cis-regulatory region binding
Source: RefSeq, a predicted model, not a curated record
AAAUGAGUGAAAAGCAAGAAAGACAGCAACUAGAGGCUAUUGUCCUUAUCUCUUCUCUUCCCUUCUUUACUCUCCCUCCCUCUCUCUAAUCAGUGACCCCUUUCUGCUCAUUUCCCUUGUAGCCUCGCCUUUCAUCAGAACUCCAUAUCUUCCAAGCUUUCGGCGAAAAUAAAGAAAAUUAACGAGAAAGAAAGGCACUAUACGCCACUAUGGAUGGUGCUGUCUCGCCUGAACUUGAGUCAGAAGCAUCUCCAGAGCUCACACCAGAAGUUCGAGAAUCUAAGAAGAGGAAAAUGGUGGAGAAAACAGUUGUGAGGGUGAGAGUUGGAGAGAAUGUCAGUAAAGUGAAGAAUGAAGGGCCACCAUCGGACUCAUGGUCUUGGAGGAAAUACGGACAAAAGCCUAUUAAAGGAUCUCCUUAUCCGAGAGGCUAUUACAGGUGCAGCACAUCCAAAGGUUGUUCGGCCAAAAAGCAAGUAGAGAGAUGCAGAACGGACGCUUCGAUGCUCAUCGUCACCUACACUUGUUCCCAUAACCAUCCAGCUCCAGAAUCACGCUCCACCGCUCAACAAUUCAAAGAAUCAAGAACUCAAACCACCCAAGAUCUCCCACCUCCUACUUCAAAGGCGGAAGACAAGGACCAGGAGGAAGAGAAGAAAGAUCUCCAGCUUAUGACAGCUAGUGAUCGAGGUGCAAAUGAAGAGAAUUUUCGUUACUUGAAAUCCCCGAUAGGCUGUUCUGAAGAUAUUAUUAUCGACCACGAGGAUCCUUUCGAACUGAACUCAGAGAAAACCCAUGAGAGGAUAGAUCUUCUCUUGGAGGAAGAGCCCCCAUGUUGUUCUCAGCUCAAGAACCUCUCAACACUGAAAUCGGAAGAACUUGACUUUUUCGACGAGCUCGAAGAGCUACCCAUGUCUCCGUCUUUGUUGAACUUUAUGAGGAACAAUUUUUCCGGCGAAAGGAUUCCGGUUGCCCCGUCAUGAAAUGUAACUAGAAUGUUCAUAUACACGCUAUACCCAUAUCAUUUAUAUUUGUUCUCUGUUUUUAUGUAUAUCUCAGAUAUUUUCGUCGAGGAGAAAGUGUGAUUGGCAAAUAUGGAGAGUGCAUAAGCUAGGCCCUUGCAGGGGAAGCAAGUGGAAGCUGCAGCUCAGCUCAGAGACAAGGGCAGUUUCGUCGUUUAAUUUAAUUCAGGCAAAAUGAGAUCUAUCGAUCUUUAACCGUGUAAACUUUUGUCCAUUCAGAGAUAACAUGAGAUUCACGAGUUAGUGCCGAAGUAUCUUUGCCGAAUGAAGUCUCUGUUUUUUUUUUUUUUUUGCCGUCAAUGGUGCCUUAGAUGAAAGAGAAAGCCACUCUUCUUCUUAUGGGGCAGUUGAGAGGUGUUAAGGUGAUAUUAUUUGGUGCGAUGAUAUUGGAGCAGUUUAUUUCAUGAACCAAUUCGGUACGGCUUUGUUGGCAUUACUCGAUGAAUAAACAAGAUACCAAUUUAUGAGCUUUUUAUACUCAA